Messenger RNA from Raphanus sativus (radish), 1840 nucleotides. RefSeq lists its product as uncharacterized. The transcript has a single exon. The record is from RefSeq and is a predicted model, not a curated record. The coding region runs from base 342 to 1703 and encodes 453 amino acids. Lineage: Eukaryota; Viridiplantae; Streptophyta; Magnoliopsida; Brassicales; Brassicaceae. Gene Ontology annotation, cellular component: cytoplasm.
CAGGGCUUAUAUAGAGUUAGUGCAUAUUUGUUGGUCCUUUAGCAAAGCCUACUUAUUGGGUUAUCUAAGUAUCUGGUCAAUCACCUCUAUAGGAGUUUAUUAUGUUCUUCGCACUUUUGGGUUCGGUCUCUUUUCAUUGGUAGUCGCUCUCGAGAACUUAGUUAUCUUAUGCACAUCAGGUGUAUGACGAAAUGCCUGAAUGAAAUUUAGAGACUUAGCUCUAUUUCUAAGGUUAUAAAGUUUCUUCCUUUUCUAUUCAGAGUUGGUGGAGUCUGCUUAAUUUAUGUUCUUGUGUAAGUCUUUAAGCCACAUGAGUCGCUGAGUCCUUCCAAAUCGAAUAAAUGGAAAAGGGAAACCCUUUCGUUGCGUCCUUACACGAAGUAGAGAACCAGCUCGAACUAUCGCUGCGUCAAGCCUUUGUGAGUCUCGAGCCGAAGUUACGGCCACCCUUCUCUCUGGAUAUCCCAGACCAGCAGGAGUUUCUUGAGCUCUGUAGAGCGAUCGUUUAUGCCGUGUUAUGCGAUUCUAAUCACUCUAAAACCCACAUUAAGCAUUUACAUGCUCUGGUCACUGAUGGGUAUGCGUUUUUCACUAGUUUGCUUGUUGGAGUCGUUGUUGAACUGUACGGCAAACUUGUUGACUCAGCUAAAGUUCAGCUGCUUUGGUUAACAAGGGAGAUGAUUGGUGUUUCGAGUGUGGGACUAGAGGAGUUGCUUGUUUCUUUGCUGCGACGCAUUGGAAGUGGGGAUUAUGGUGAUCAGAAUGUUUGGCUUUGCUCUGAACUGGUGAGCUUGUUUCUUGACAGAUGGGGUUGCUUGCUUGAAGAUAUCCCCUUGGUCUUGACUAGUGCUCUCUACAGUUUCCUUCGUUUGUUAGCGGAUCAUUGUAGGGUCUCAGGGAUACCGAAACUUGAAAACCUGAAGAGACUAGAGAUCAAGUUUUGUGUCAAAAUGUUUAAGGAGCAGCUGCAUUUGAGUUUGAAGAUUGGGAGGGAUCUUGUCCGGUUAUUACAGGACCUGGUUCACAUCUCCGAGUUCAAAGACAUAUGGAGUGAUUUUGUGUGCUCUCACAUUUCACAGAUUUAUCAGUUGAAGUCUUCAAGUAGAUACUUCCUUCUCCGGAUCACUCCUGAGAUGGAAACCCAGUUAAGAUUUUUGCUUGGGAAUGUGAAGCUUGGAAGCCAUAAGCGGCAUCAGAUGUGGUUCUUGAAGAAGUUUCUCCUGGGUCCUGAAAAAGAAACACUUUUGGUAGACAUAGUCCGGUUCAUCUGCUGUGUUGUUCACCCAACCAACGAGAUCAUCAGGUCAGAGAUCAUGCCAAGAUGGGCUCUUAUAGGUUGGUUUCUAGAACUCUGCAAGCAGAAUCCUCAGGUCGAACAAAGGGUUAAGCUGGCUCUGUUCUAUGACUGGCUCUUCUUUCACGAAAAAGUAGAUAGCAUUAUGAAUGUUGAACCUGCUGCUCUCUUGAUGCUAUGGUCAAUACCUCAGUAUCUACACAUCACUAACUCUUUACUUGAGUUUUUGCUUCGUCUUGUAGACACUUACGACAUAACCCGCCGAGAUAUGAUCAUGAGAGGCGUGGCAUCAGCUUUUAGAGAGAUUGAGAGAAAGGGAGUUGUUGAGUCGCUGGAUAUGUUUCUAUCAAGUCCUGAGAUUGCAACAGAUCUAAAGAAGAAGCUAGCAAACUUGUUGUCAUGUCGUUAGGACAUCUACUGAGUUCUUUAGAGCUUUAUGUCAUAACAAAAUAGUGAAGUACACUUCCGUAUUUAUGAUGAUAUUUUACACAUCAACACAUUACACAGAUCAGCAUAAACUUGUUCAUAAUGGUUUUAAUUUUCAAA